UUGGCCUUCUUCACCAAAAUCCUAAAUCAGUUGCCCAAAAAAAGGCUCUGCUGCCAUGGCCCCUUAACCCACAAAGCUAUCUUGUUCCUCAAGUUCGAAAAAAGUAACACGAACUGCACGAAGUAGCCGAGGAAGAUCAAAGCUUUCAAUCAAUCAAGUCUCCAUUCUUCAAGCGUGAGAAGAGAGCUGCUUCAAUUAACCUUCUUAAUUCAAACGAAGGACCCUAAUUUUUUCUCGUGGAAAUGGAAUUUGUUAUCGAACGAGGCAAACAAGCGCACGAAGAAUGCUCUACUUUGCUUCUGCCUGCGUUGUCGAUUGGGAACGUGGGGCAGCUAGCAGUGGAUUUGCUAGUAUCAUCAAUGAAAGCAGAGAGAAUUGGAUACUUAGACGAUCCCUUUGUGCUUCCCUGCGUUGGAAAUGAUGCUUAUGGACCAAUUCCUUGCGGCGAGCUUGCUCUCCCUCUCGAAGCUUACCAAUCGUCUUCUAGUCGACUCACUCUUCUCCAACAGCGGUCUCCGGUGGUCAAGGGGAUGAUGGUUGAAUUUGCCAAACACUUGGCAAAUUUUGCUGCUGCAAGUGGAAAAAAGCAUGUUGUUCUGCUUUCCAGCUUGGAUUUUGGAAAGUGGCAGAAAAUUGACAUGUCAAGUGGUAUGCAGAUAUAUUACGUAUCCAGCACCAAUCCUGAUGGAAGAGAUGAUCACUGUGAACAACUUGGAUGGGAAAAGCUGCAAGAAUACAAUCCUGCUCAGAGAUGUUGGAAGUAUCUUAGCACCUUAGCCGAAGGAAAUACCAAGCUGGAAAGCAAUUUACCUUUUGAAGAUGAGCUGGAAGAGGAAGAUUACUACCCAAGUUUGCCUUUUGCUGCACUUUUUUCUUGUUUGAAGGCCAAAGGAUUGAAGGUUACAUGCUUAUUAUGCUACUGUUCAGAAGGGGAUAAUAUACAGGAUGCUUUUCAUUUGGCUGAGGCAGCAUGCAAACUUUUGGGUCUAAAUCCCCAUGCUUUUCAUGGUACUGAGAGUGGAAGUUGGGUUAUCCCUUUGUCAUGGCAAACUGUAUAUGGACCACCACCAGAUAUGUCUAUCUUUUAGACUUUAGAUCUGACUAUCUAUAGUAACUAUCGUUGAAACGUUUGGCUUUGUUAGCAGAAAAGUAGCAUGUAUUGGCACUGAUGGAAGCAGUCAAGAAAAAUUGCUUGAGCAAUUAUAUUAUGUUAAAACUUUUGUUCAGAAAUGGGUUAAAACAGUUAGUUUUUUUUUUCUCGUUAAUCUAAUAUAUAUAUAUAUAUAUAUAUAUAUAUAUUAUAGGACACAAAGUUAUUGGAUAAGAUGUAUUGAUAUGAACAUCUAUGUGGAUAGUUUCUUUUUAUG
Durio zibethinus is the source of this 1367-nucleotide messenger RNA. RefSeq lists its product as uncharacterized. Lineage: Eukaryota; Viridiplantae; Streptophyta; Magnoliopsida; Malvales; Malvaceae. The record is from RefSeq and is a predicted model, not a curated record. Gene Ontology annotation, biological process: proteasome assembly. Gene Ontology annotation, cellular component: nucleus; cytosol.